Molecule: messenger RNA, 1661 nt
Organism: Eucalyptus grandis
Lineage: Eukaryota; Viridiplantae; Streptophyta; Magnoliopsida; Myrtales; Myrtaceae
Exons: 7
Coding region: 465-1229 (254 amino acids)
Source: RefSeq, a predicted model, not a curated record
CACAAAAGAACAAUAACGAAAAGAACAAAAAAACAAAAUCGGAACAAAGGAAGAACACCGGCUGAAGCUCUUCUCCUUCGUGCGUGCUCGUGGCUCUCGUCGGCUGAAGCUUCGUUCUCCCUUUUCCGGCGUCUCUCCCAUCUCUCCAGCGGCUCCCACUCGGCUCACUCUCCGGCGACUCCAGGUACGUUUCUGGUGCUCCUCCUUCUCCGGUAAGCGUUGCUCCCCCUUCGGCGCUCCUCCUCCGGUCAGCGUUGCUCCCCUUCGGCGCUCCUUCUCCGGUCAGCGUUGCUCCCCCUUCGGCGCGACAGAUCUGGGACGGCUCGCUCGAGCCUCGAGCGAGCGUUGCUCGCCCAGAUCUGCCGCGCCGAAGGGGGAGCAACGCUCGCUCGAGAGCGAGCUCGAGCUGCAGCUCGAUCUGCAGCUGCUCGAGCUCCCCCUUCGCUCGAGCAGCAGCUCCAGUGAUGCGGCGGUCCGGUGUGGAAGAGGAGGAGGUGCUCCUAAGCGGCGACGGCGGCGAUGCCGGCGUCACGUUGAGGAGCGAAGAGGAAUCGGAGAGUAAAUUGAGGGCGAGGGGUGGGCGACAGGUGAUGAGGCGAUCGAGCAUGGUGGCGAAGCAAGUGAUCAGCAUCGAAUCUGCUCUUGGCUUGGGGUUCGUCUCUCAGCUCUGGGUGGAUACCCUCUCGUGGAACGUUGUGAUUGUGGAAGUGAGGCCGAAUUUGCUUUCUGGUGAUUCAGAGAGAUUUCUUCUUGAAGAUGUCUGCCAGGUAGGUGAUGUUGUGCUUGUUGAGAAUGAGAGGGUAAUGGAGAAUGAGUUGAAAAUGGUGGGGCUGGAGACAUUGGUAGGGUAUGAAGUUGUAACUCCUGGCAGAAGAAGUAUUGGCAAGGUCAGAGGUUACACAUUUAAUGUUAAUUCAGGGGCUCUCGAGUCCCUCGAGCUUGAUUCAUUCGGUAUCUCAAUCAUUCCAUCAAGUUUGGUGAGUACUUAUGCUUUGUUUGUUGAGGAUGUGCAUGAAGCUGCAGCAGCACGCUUACAGAGGCUAACAAAGGGUUGGUGGGGUGCCCAGAACGUUGGGAAAUCCUUCAACGAAGUGGAAGAAUAUUAUGAUCUUGAAGAAGAUAGAUUAGCUAAUGAUCGCUGCACGAGAAGAGAAUUCCGGCGCAGGAGAUCCCGUCCUAAAUCGAGGGAAAAUCAGGACGACUUGGACCUUCCAAUGGACUUUUUAUGAUCCCUGGGCAUACGCACUAUCCCGGCAUUUAGCGUACAACCAUUACUCUGUGGAGGACCUUCCAGUCGAAGUCCAUAAAAGGGCUCUUUGGUGAUGCUCGUUACCCGUCGAUCAGCUCGAAAGUGCACACAAGAGUCUUUUCGGUCAAGUACUAUAGUGAUUUCGACGGAGCAUUCGACAGAUCUCGAGGAACGACAGCUGCAAUUGGAUGCAGGUUUGGAUGAGCAAAAGGAGGCCAAAAGAGUAGGCGAUUAAAGAUUGACUUGGUAGCUUUUUCCAAUCUUUGCUCCAAUGCGUUAAGGAUUCUUAAUGAUUUGAGCCAUGUAUAAAGCCUUGUAUUGCGCCAAUACCAUGAGGUCUGAUGGGCCCUGCACUAUGGCAUUCCGUGGAGCACUGUGAAUAAUCCCAUAUUGUUGCUAAUCGCUGUCGCAA